AUGCUCGGUGAAGCACGCGUCUAUUCAAGACCUUCCAACUUCACCAUUCCAUGGAUCUCCUUCGGACGUUCUCGAAUUGAAAGUGGUUUUGACUAUGGUUUUGCACAGGCCGAAGUGACUGACAAGACCUGCUAUUACUUGGUCUAUCGCGCACUUGUUGAGGCUAUGGAUCGUCCUGCAUCACGAUGUUUCGUGGAGAUGGAUGCGAAAUCUGUGCGACUGGUGGAAAAACGAUGGCCACACGAAGAAGUGCACAUCUUCACCAAAGAUAUAGUGAGUUACUACAUGUUUGAUCAUGGAUCCAAAUUUGUCGCAUUGUGUAUCGAUGCAAAUCGGAAGGAGAAGAGUGGCUACUGGUUCAUCAAUUUCGACACAGAAAAACAGCUAACAACCUUCUGUGAUUGUUUACAUCGACUAUUUGCCAUGACGACGGACUGGAAUGUGAAUACGAGGCGCAGUAUCACCAGGGUUUGCAAGAGCUAUCGAAACGCCAGUACCCCAGAGACAAUUUCGAUGAUAAAGUGCUGGCGCUGUGGGUCAAAGAUGAUUCUACCGAAUUGGGAACCGUCAACAGAAACCAGAGAUAGUGGAUUUGUUGAGAGUCAAUACACUGGAAGCAGCCAUGGAAAGAUAACACCGACGAAUCAAUUGUGUAGGUACUAUCCCUCAAAACGGACAUUCAGAUGUGCCUAA
Molecule: messenger RNA, 693 nt
Organism: Hydatigera taeniaeformis
Lineage: Eukaryota; Metazoa; Platyhelminthes; Cestoda; Cyclophyllidea; Taeniidae
Source: the annotation of a GenBank genome assembly